Messenger RNA from Tauraco erythrolophus (red-crested turaco), 443 nucleotides. The record is from RefSeq and is a predicted model, not a curated record. Lineage: Eukaryota; Metazoa; Chordata; Aves; Musophagiformes; Musophagidae.
CAGCAACUGCUGUUGCCCACUGCAAGAGAGGAAAUGGCCUCAUUAAAGUGAAUGGAAGACCUCUGGAAAUGAUUGAGCCCAGAACUCUGCAGUAUAAACUGCUUGAACCUGUCCUCCUCCUGGGGAAGGAACGAUUUGCUGGUGUUGACAUCAGAGUCCGUGUAAAGGGUGGUGGCCACGUAGCACAAAUCUACGCUAUCCGUCAAGCUAUCUCCAAAGCAUUGGUGGCUUACUAUCAAAAAUAUGUUGAUGAAGCUUCCAAGAAAGAGAUCAAGGAUAUUCUAAUCCAGUAUGAUAGGACUCUGCUAGUUGCAGAUCCUCGCCGUUGUGAAUCCAAGAAAUUUGGAGGACCUGGUGCUCGUGCACGCUACCAGAAGUCUUACCGUUAAAAUUGUUCUACAGUCAUGUGACAGUCAAUAAACAUAAAGAGAAUUUGAUAAAUU